AUGGAUGACUUGGUUUGUUUAAAGUUAUUAAGAUCCAGAAAAAGGUGCAACCACAAUGACAUACAUAGUAUUCUGCCCAACGAAUGUAAUGACAUAGUAGCUCUGCUUUUGUUCAAAGGGAGAAAUAAGGCUCAAGAUAAAGGCCUUAAUUUGUGCUUCAAUUUUUUCAACAGUCGUAAUAGUGCCAAUUUUUUCCUAAACAGUGAUACGCAAAACUGCUUCUGGAUAUAUUGCGACAAGGACAUUUUUACAAAAGGGAAAAGUGUGCAACAUCAAGUUCCCGUUUUGAUAUCCCAACAAACUGCCCUUUUGAAUUUCUACAAUUUUGCACAUGUCAAUAACAUCAAUGCUCACCUUGAAAAUCGAGAAAUAAGAAUUCAACGUAACUCUCUUCAGCUUGAUAUUUAUAAAAAGGCACACACGCAUGGAAAGUCAAGUGAAAGGAAUAAGCUGUACAAUUUUUAUAUUUCCUACGAUAAGCUCUUUAGCUUUGUCGUUUCGUUGAAUAAAAAGCUCUCCUUUUUGGACUCGUUCAAUGAAAAAUUUGUGAAAAUAAUUCCGAAGGGGGAAAGCUCCCUCUUCAUCCUGCUGAACGACAUAGUCUGUAUUAAGCUGAUAGCCAAAGGACUAAGCUUAAAAGUGACAAAAGUAUCAAGCCUGCAAAACAUUCUGACAAAUGUUCGUGAUUAUAUUUACUUCCAGAAAUGUGUUUAUAGAAAUGACAAGCUAUUCAUUUUAACGCUGACGGCUCAGCAAUUUUUGCUCAUCUUCAAUGGGGGGGAAACGGCCCACUUGGCAAUAAAUAUAAAUAAGCACUUGAGAACCUUUUUCACAGACUUUGAAGUUAGUCAUGAUCUGUCGCACGUAUUGCUGGUCGACUUGUGCAACCAGAUUUGGUCCUUUGAUUUAGAAAUGUACUAUCGUCUUAAUUUGGGCAGUGGAAAAAAUGAAGGGAUUUUUACGAAGAAGCAAAAAAUAAAAAACGUUGAAAUUUAUUCGUUACAGACAAGGGCAGAACCAUUCAGAUAUGUAGAAAUUUGCCAAAAUGGGGAUGAAGAAAAUGAAUUCAUCCAUUUUGAGGGAGGUAAAAGAAAGGUAAAGUUCAACUUUGAAUCGUAUUUUCCAGAAUCCUUUAAAUUAAGACAGAAGUGGAUUUACGUAAAUGCAACGUGCAGGAGAGAAAAGGAUAACAAUGUUAUUAGCAUAUGGAAUUACAAAAUUUUGGAGAACUCCAAAUAUGCUUACAUAAUUGGUGAAAUUAAAAAUCGGUGUGGAGUAAAAUGGAACUUGUACCAAUCUGCACAGCGAGCAGAACGAUCUGAAGACAACGGGAAGAACAGCCAUCGGGAAAAUUACACCAGAAUGUUAUAUUACUAUGAAUGGGUUAAAAGACCCACCUGUUACAUAAAUUCUUUGAAUCAUUUUACUGAAUAUGAUGCGUGCAAACUUGAGGAUGUAGGGAGCAAUGAUGCAAACGUCUUGGGAUAUGAACCUUUGGAAACUAAUAGCGAAGAGUCGAAAGGGUCUUAUGGCAUAAAAAUGGAUUACCACCUUGCCAAGAAGUACAGUAUUCACCAGAAUGAGGAAAUGUAUCGACACGUGGCUGGUCGGACAAGUGAGGGUGUCAGCAGUGUGGGAGAGAUAUAUGCCGUGAGUGCCAAUAUGGGUAUCCCUAAAAAUGGGAAACCAAGUGAUUGCUAUACCUACGGUGCAGACCCACACAGGUGCGGCCACAAAAGGGGGGACUAUUCCGAUGUAGAAUUGUGCGUCCCCCAUAACGCCUCCACUGCGCACAAACCAGAGGAUCCCAAUUUAGAGCAAUCCAUAAAAAGACUUAAUCAGAUACUCCCAAAAUAUAUACAACACAUCCACGUGUAUGAUGACUUCAAUGAUGUAAAAAAUUUAUUCCUCAUUAAGCAUUUCCUAAAGUCCAAUAAUAAACGUGGACAUAAUUUGCACAAGGCGAAAAAUAAAAAUACCCUAUAUGGUAAAAAAGUGAGCAGCGUAAAGUUACAUUUAUGUAGAAACUAUUUUUUUGUUGAAUAUGUACACCGUCCAUGGGAGCAACAGGUAGAGGAAGGUAGAAAAACUGAGCGAUACCUAACUGUUCUCAAAAGGGAGAGUAGCAAGAUUGAGUUCCUAUGUACACUGAAGAAUUACAACUAUUUCUACCUGAACAAUAAAUGGCAUGCUCUGAUCCAUGUUGAAGAUGUUCUAUGCAAAGUGCUAUUCAAAAAUUACAUGCACGCUCUGUUCAGCACCAGUGCAUACAACGAGAGGGAACAGACAGAGGGAAUUCUAAAAAUGAAUAAUAUCAAAAGGCAUUACCACUACUUUGUCAUGUUAUACAACGGGUUCUUAAACAAAGACAUGAAUUUAAUUAGAAAAACCUUGAGAAUACUUUCCUUCAAAGCAACGGUACUCCUAUGCAGGAUGCUAUUUCACUACAUUUGGAGUAACUUCAAUAUGGAAAUAAUUUAUUUUUACUUCUUUCAUUAUUUUUCCUUCGUAAAUCAUGUGUGGAAAAAGAAAUACAAACGGACGAUGAGCAGUUUUAUGAGCAUUAUAAAACAGAAAAGGGAGUGCAUAAGAAUAUACAUGGCAGUGUCUCUGCGACAAAUCUCUGACAUAGUUGAUGUGAUAGGAAAGAAGUACCUCUGUUUUCAGGAGAGCAACGAAUUUGAAAGAUCGGAGAUGCAAAAUGGGGUUGGGGAAAAUGGUAAGGACAUGCAUAAUAGUAAUAAAAAGAAGAAAAAAAAAACUGUCAACAUGAAUAUUGCACUUUCCAAAGGGAUACAAACUCAAAGGGGAAAUUUACAAAACUGCUACGAAAUGUUAAAUGAGCAAAGUGGAACAUCUCUCAUUGCUCAGAGCAGUUCACCCAAAGGUGGAACCUUCGCAGAUGGCCAUUUUGGUCACGCAGCAUCGAAGAAAAAGACGCAGGGGAAAGCAGAAUUGGUAGGGGAUCCAUCUAAAGACAACCCACGUUGUAAUAACUCAACCCAAUUGAAGAAGAGCCCAGCAAAAGAGGGAAAUAAGACAUCCAGGUGCACAAACCUCAACUCCGAUAUAUCGUCUUACGGCAAAAGAACGAAACCUGCCACGGAUGAUAGCAGCAGCAGCAACAACAACAACAACAACGACGACGACAGGAUAAACAUCCACAGAAAUGAUGACAACAAAUAUAUAAAAACAUUUCUCAUAUACUACUUCGAAAAACUGUGCUUUCGCGAUAACUACAAUUUAUUUUUGAAUAAACAGUACAGCAUCGAAAUGUGCUCGCUGACAUUACACUUUAUCAUAUCAUUUAUAGACCACGUUGUAAAGAAAAAACGAUCAAGGGGGAACAACUCCAGAAAAAGGAACAAGGCAAUUUUUCUUGAACUUAAUAAAUAUAUAUACUUUACUAAACUUUUGAUGAAUGUACUUCUAGGCAAUUACGAAAUGAAAGUAAAACAUACAACCAGAAGAAAUGUGAGUCCGGGAAAUGGCUGGGAAGAUAUGAAAUCUUUUGAAAAUUCGAAUGGCACAUUGCACGAACCCAAUUUUUUCAGUUCCACCUAUCUUAAUGUGUACAGUAUGUAUGAUUCGAUAUCGAAAAUAUUGUACGUAAAAAAAUCGGCCUCCGAUAAGAUAGGUAAGCUCCUUCAGGGAGAUAACACUCUGGACAAUGCUAGCAGUAGAGGUGAACUAAAUGGCCACGUGCAUGGGCAGGCAGACGGUCAGACUACUACUCAGUUGAAAAGUAAAGGGGAUAAAAAAAGUACCAAGUGGAAUGAUGGAGAGUUGCUACCCCCUGAUGAAUCGUGUCACAACUCUAAUGGGGAAAAUUCCCCAAUGGUGGGGAAACCAAGCGCAAAGGAUAGAAGAGUAAAAAGGAGUGACCUUUGUAUUUCUGACCGUUCGAAAGUAACUUUAACGGGAAGUAAUCUUAGGGUUCACGAAACUCCUGAGGAGGCGUACAUCGCAUCGAAUCAUAAAACAGACAAUGCUCAAAAUAUUAGGAAUCUCGUUUUUUACCUGUGCUACUGUUUUAUCGUCACUACGAAGAGUAAAAAGAAAGGGCUCCCAUAUUUUUAUAUGAAAGACGUGCUAUAUAGGGAGGUCGCUACCUCGAAUAAGUUACUUUGUGCCGAGCGCCCUUUCGACAGCGUCAUUUACGAUAUACUCAAUACCAAUGAUUUAAGUACAGUAAUUUAUUACAUUUACACGAAGCAGUAUGAAUUCUUUUUGAAUUUCCUGCUCCUAUAUUUUAACUACAACCUGUUGCACAAUUUUUUGCAAAACAGUCGAGACGACUUUGUGAGGAACUUCGCUUAUGGCAUUGCUCGGGGGGGUGCGAACAGCGGGGAAAAUCAGAACAAUUCGAAGGAUGUUCCCCAGGGGGAAAAAACGCCUACAAAAGAUAUGACGACAAAGCAGACGACGAAGAAAACGACGAAGCUGAAGAUAAAGAUAACGGUAAAGACAAACAAACAGACUAAGGAGAAGAAGGAAGUAUAUAACACCCUUUUCAACAAACUGCUAAGCGCCAUUAUAAACGACUCUGGAAUUACAAUUAACAAGGGAGAGACGCACAAAUGUAGCACCUUUAUUGAUUAUUUGUUGAAGGCCCAGGGAGGCAACUCUUCAAUAACUGGCAAAGAAAAUGAAAGGCUGGUUAUUCGCAAAAGUGGGGUUGCUUCCGGGGAAACAGUUACCUUGUGGAACUCCACCAAUGGGACAGCGAACGGGGGGUGCAAGCCGAAUGGAGAAAUUGGUUGCACACAUGAUAAAUCCUUGGUUAAGGGAAACCACAACAAGGAUGAAGUGCAAAGCGGUAAAAUGAACUCCACAUGCAACCGUGUUAUUGAAGAACUUUCAAUGUGCUCCCCACAUAAAAUGCAACUCGAAGAAAGGAAGCACACAUUGGACAACAACGUAUUGAAGAUAUACAAGAUGUACGACACUCUGAAUGAUUGUUUCACAAAAUUAAAAAACGAAAUUCAAGUAAAAAAUAUAAACACAUUUUUACAUUUUCACAAUGAUAUAAAAAGAAUUUUAAAAAACAACUUAGUAAAUGUAAUCAUGGACAUAUACAAAUUAGUCAUGGAAGAUAAAAUGGAGUGUAAUUCUCAUUUUAAGGGAAACGUAAUGAAUCACUUGGUGAGUAAUGCGAACAUCCCAUUUUGCUUUAUCCAUUUGAACCCCCAAAAGAUGGUGAUAAAUUACUAUGGAACUAUCAUAUAUAGGCUACUAUGCAACAAUAUAGACACCUACCUAAACGUGUGUGUACGCAUAUUAAAAGUACUAUGUGUAGAUGUGUUGAAAUAUUUAAAAAAAAUUGCCCUAAAUACUUUGAAGAAAUAUAUAAGAAAUAAAUUACUCCUAUUUUUGCAUAAGAAUGGUUGCGCUUUUAGUGUAGCGGAUAAAAGGGCCAUCAAAUUUGUAUCUAUUCUGGAAAUCUUUUACAGAAAGAGUUCCUACGUAGCUGAGCAUAACAGUGCAUACACCGAUUAUAUGUUGAACAGAACUAUUUUUAAUCUUUAUCACAGUGCAGGCUUUUUAGAUGCACUGAAGAAGAAAUUACACCAUGGUGGCCACAACUACGUUCAUGACAUAAUAUACAAAGAGAAAAGACCCUUGAGGGUUCUUUCUCUCCUUAACAUGUUCGAUGCGUCUAACAUGGAAAACACCCAAUUUGUCAACCAUUUUGAUCACGCCUCGCAUUUGUUUGUGCCGUUUGUUAUUCAGAAUUUUUUCAACACAUACUAUGUUCAGGGUAGGAGAGAAAUGCGUGGGGAGGAGGUCACAGGGAGGACGAAAAGGCAUAAUAUGAGGGAAAGAAACAAGGCCCACUCGCAAGGUCCAAAAACCAUAAUAAGCCAUUGUUCACUAAACUGGAUAAAUACCAAACGGAGGGAUAGGAAGAAAUGCCACCUAGUUCGAAUGAGAAAUGGUUACUUGAUCAAAAUCAGGCACAAUACAAGAAUGAACAACAAAUUGCGCCACACAGGCAGGGAUGAACUGGCUAUACGCCGGAGCUAUAAAAUUGAACCAUCCAUUUGGGGAAGAAGAAAAACAUUAAAUAUGCACACAAAUGAGUACACCAAAAUAUAUGAACCGCUUCCAACAACAGAUUUGUUCUACGAAAAUUUGAAAAGAUUACCCCUCGAAGGGGGAACACAAAAGAUUGAUAUUACGUCCCAUUUUGGAGGAACAGAUAAGGAUAAUAUCACCCCCGAGUGGGGUCUCCCCUCUGGUGGGCACAAUGAGAAAGACACAAAGAAUGAAGCAAAGGAAGAAGGACAUUUUAAUUCUACAAUGGUGAAUGUUGCCACACGUCAACCAAAGAAGAACCCCAGUUGCGAAAAGAAAUAUUUUAGCAAAAUUUCCAGCUGCUAUUACAAAAGCAGAAAAGGGAAUAACAACGUUGUGACAUUUAACAUGGCGAAGAAUUGGAUGAAAUUGAAAGGGGAGGAAGUAGACGACUUGACAAAUAUCAGUUACAAAAAUUUUAGCAGCAAUAUAAUUAGUGAAAGGUGUAAUAUGCUCUUUAGGGGUAAAAAUUUUUACAGGCCUUGCAAAAAAAAAGGAAGAAAAGAAUACUCUUUCAAUUUUGACAACUAUGACAACGAGUGUUAUUGCUUUUGUUGUGUUGGUACUCAGGUAAAAAGAGGAGAAGAGAAAGGUAAAAAAGAAGGCAAACAAAUUAUUCUGGCUGAUUAUAACUAUAGCAAUGUUGACUCGGUUGAUAAUUUUGUAGUACACAAUAAUCAGACCAUAGAGACAAUCUCAGAAAUUGUUAACAAAGAACGAAUUGUUGCUAAUGAGAGAAAUCUUAAAAGCGCUUACGUAAAUGAUACGUUUGUAAUUGAGCAGAGGGAGAAGGCAACCCCCGAAAACAUGUUAAUGAGAAGAAACAUGUCGGGGGAGAAAAUCUCUCGCACGCGUGUGAAAUGUCAAGAGGAGGGUGAAGAAUUAUCCAAGACAUUAGCACAAUUUGAAGAAAAUAAAAAAGGGGAACACCCCAUUGAAAAACCUUAUUACCGACUAACCCCAUGCGAUUUUCGUGGCAGUGGUUCCUACCUGUGCUGUUCCAUAGACAUGUUAAAAACUGUAAACAGAAACAUCAUGAUUAGAAUUAUUUUACAAAAUAGGGGCAUGAACUUUUUGUACUUCCUUAUGAAAUAUUUUGCCAAGAAGGAGACCCAUAAAGGGUUUUCUCAAACUGGGACUUACACUCUCGAGGGGGAACAUACCAGGGUGAGAAGCGCAACAGGGGGAAACAUCCACCAUACGAAGCACUCCAAAAGGGGGAGAAGUUUAUUGGCGUUUUCAGCUCUACAAAAGGAAUCACUCACCGAUCAUCGGCGUGUCCUUAAAAAUGCACAUGUCAAAAUCGAAGCGAAUAAAGGAAAGCGCGUCGGAAUUGAGCAGCACCUUCUGGAAGACAACCCCAUUUAUAAAAGCGUCCUUUUAAAAAACAGACGUGGGGGAAAAAACAAAAUAGAGGCAAAAAAUUUAUUCUAUGAAUUAAUCAAACUUAUAAACAUAAAAUCGUACAACUCUCGUUUAUUUUUGCACACCCUGGAGUACUACGCAGAUAACAGCGACUUGUCUGGGCUGUUCACCCUUCUGCAAACGCUAAAACAUUUUAGCGAUAAUUUCUUCCAAACGGUUCACAAAUCGGCUGAGUUUAACUUUUACGAACAGGUUAAAAUUGGGAAGGGUAUCCAUCGGGUCGGAUGUAAACGGGGUGAAGAGCGGAAUCAUCACUUGGGGGAACAGUCCACAUUUGCGCAAGAGCCGCAAAGGAGGAGUGGUCAACACCUGGAUAAAUAUGAAAAAAGUUUUUUAAAAAUAAUAAGUUACAUUCAAAAUGAGUUCCGAAAUGAGUGCACACCUUACAUUUACAAUUUUGUCGAGUCAGUACUGGAGGCACAUGGGAUUUUCCUUUUAAAUUUUGACUCAUUGUAUAACGUAAAAAUUUUGCACCACCCCCCUGGUAGUGAAACCAGCCCAGGUGUGCCAGCAAAUGGGGAACCCGCAAAAACGUGUGUCUUAAAUAAUUUUCCCAAAGUGCAGGAAGCCGUAAAAUGCCACCUCUUCCGUGCUAGUCGCUCCAAAAUGAGCGCUAACAACACAAACAACAUCUGCUACUCCAUGAUGGUGAAACUGAGCAGGAAUUUUCUAUGUUUAAAUUAUCUAUCAUACGAAAAUACUAGAAGCAGAAUUAACAUAAAUAUCUCCGUAGGAAAGGACAGCAACCUCAUGCAGUACAGGGAAAAGUACCUAACUUGCAAGCGGGUGAACAAACUCCACAAGUACAUUUUAACUUACCUGCUGGGAAAUCAAAGCUACACAGGAAUAUACUUCUUUGUGUUGAUGAACAGAAAGCUAUUUCAAUCUCCACAGAAGUGCAACUAUUUAGUAAAGGAACUUUACAAAAUAGAACACCGUUUUUGCUUCUUUAGCAGAUGCUCCGAUUCACAUCUGCGUUGUUUGCCCUGCUAUAUAUAUUCCCAGCUGCCCAAUAAUUUGUUAGCUCUGUCUUUGUACAAUUUGGCGGACAUAUUUUUGCACGACUGGGAGGAGUUUACCGCAAAGGGUGAGCCUGUCAAGGUGGUAAAUGUACAAACAGAAACAAGUGAAAAAAAAGGAGUCCAGUGCACCCAAUUUAGAGCCUCUAAUGAAGCGCUGUUUGUCGCAGCUAAGGUGCCCACGGACCAAUUUCACCGCGAUGGGACACUUCACCGUGAUGAGACACCUCACCAUGAUAAGGAACUAUUCCAUGCGCAAGGCAGGAGAAACCCGUCAAUCUGUCCUCGCAGUCAUUCCCCUUACGACGUGAACAAAAUAGCAAAUGAGCACAUGUUAGGGGAACCGCCCGGGCAAUCAAAUCUGGACGAUGCGCAGGGAACGAACUCCAUUGUGAACACCAUUCUGAGAAGAGACAAACAUGGCAUUCCCUUCAUGUCCCUUCACGUGUUGUGCUUUCUAAAUUUUAAGUUAUUCCUUUGCAUCUUCAUGUUUAGCAAUGUGGAUAUCUUCGACUUGAAAAAAAAUAAAGAAAAUAGUCCCACUUAUGUAAACAUAUAUUUUUUUAAAAAAUUAACCAAGAAGUUUAUGCCCUCUGUUUAUGAAGCAUACUUUGGAAGCAGAGCUCUUUUGAAGGCCAAAUUUAAAAUCAAGUUGGAAGAGGAAAAGGGCCAGAACAAGGACUUGUUCAAGUUGGCCAUCGGAAAUUUAGCGAAAUGUGGGGAGAACUACCUCAAGGUGGGGAAGCAGGCGAAUGCACUUCAGAAGGGGAGAUCACACAAGGGAACAGCGGACGGCUCUCACAGCCUAUGCUUCGAAAACAUCCCACUAGUCAACAAAGUGUGCACUGGCCGCUCGAACCGCACGGAUAAGAAGUCCAAUUUAGUACAGGUCAUCUCAAAGAUGAAAAAAUGCACUUUGUCUAAAAAAAAAAUUCACCGUUCUGUGAUGCAGUACGAACAUUGUUAUGAUUCUUUCACCUAUAACAAAGACCUGUCUUUAAAGCAAUUGCUACAACAGACAGUGGACGAAAAUUUUUUCAGAACACACUUUUUCCCAUUUUCCAUUUUUAACAAUAUUUUUAAAAGCCAAAAAGAUGACCUGUCAUUGGAGCGUAUCGAUGAGGCUGCUUCGAAGGAAAGGGAAAUAAAAGAGAACCUUGACGGAAAAGCACAUUCAAAAAAGAAGCGGCGUCUCGAUGCGUAUCGCCUAUUUUGUAGUGACUCCCUCGCUGAAAAUAAAACAUUGAGGGGAAUGUACAACUAUAAGACAUUCUUUUCGGACGUGAGGAGGGGCCAAAAGACAGACCAUUACGAGAGUUAUGUGGCAAAAAUUAGGGGCGGUGAUCUAAAAACGGGGGAAUUGAACAACGCUUUGACGAAAUAUACCUUUUAUAAUGGACAUUACAAAUGUUACUAUGACGGUACGCCUGAGGAUCACACAGAAGGUGGCCAGAAUAACUGCAGACCAGUCAGCAAAAACCGCUUCUACUUUUUAAAACAUUUUGAUGUGAAACAUUUUCUGAUUUCGUGUCAGCCGUUGGUAGCAUACCACAUACUGAUCAUUAACCAUGUCCAUUACAAAAACAGAAGGGAAGGAGACUUAUCAAAAUACCUAUAUAUAAAUAACUUCGACACGAAAGUGUAUAACGAUUAUGUUCUAAGUAGCAAGGUUCACUUACCCCUAAAUUUAGCAGAAGGUCUAAAGAAUAUCAUUAGCGACUUAUGUUUGCAGCUGAGUAUAUUCUACUUUAACAACAACGAUGUCCUGUGUUCCGUGUUAUGCUUCCUACAUCUGUGUAAUGUCAACAUUGAAAAAGUGAAAAUGUACAUCCUUUCCAUGAAGAGUAUAUAUUAUUAUUUUAAAAAGAACUAUAAGAAAAGGUCCUUCUUCGACAAGUGGGCAAAGAGCUGUAUGGACUUUCUUAAAAUGGGUAAAUACACCCUUGAUGAUUUUUAUAAACAGAGGAAGAAUAUAUUUUACGAAAGUUUUAAUCUCACAGGUAUCAAUUAUUAUGACUUGUUUGAAAAAAGCUUUAUCGAAUUGAUUGUCAUUAAAAUGUUUUUAGAUCUCUUCAAGGAGGGGGUACAAGCGGACGUGGACGUUACUCCACAGAAAAGGGCAAACAAAUGGGUCACGCAAAAUAGCGUCAGCACCAGUGAGACGCUGGUUCUUCCACGCAAGAAAGACGAAGAAACGGGAACAACUGUGGAAGUACCCAUUGCGGAUAAGUACACAUAUAUAGAAGAAACGCGUACGAAUAUGUGCGAUGAGAGGGGUAAGCGCGACUUGUCCGUUUUGUAUAACACAGACACAGAUAAGUUACUCGCACGUGGAGCGAAUCAACCUAGGGGAAGAAAUAUCAACAGAACGAAUCAGAGCAUAACCAUUCCCGAUGAGGAUGAGAUAACCCCGAGAGGAAACAUGAAUACGUACCAUUUAGAGGAGACCAAACCGGGAAAGCAGGGCAACAGUGUAGGGGUAGGGGCAGAUUACUACACAACCAAGCCGGAGUCGAAAAACAUGUUCAUCCUGAUUCUGUUAGAAAAGUCCAUACAGUAUAGAAUAAGGGAACAGAAAAGGAGGAAGAAGAAAAAAAAAUACUUUAACGAUUUUUUAAACAUCAUUUCGCUCUACUGCAAAGUGAACAAUGUGCACCAGCCCCUAACAUUACUACACAUUUUGAGUAAUAAAAAUGACAUUUUUAUAUUCUUCUACGAAUGUAUUGAUAAAAAUAUAGACAUUAAGACUUGCCAAGACAUUGUAAAUUUAUACACAAAAAAUAAGCACACCAAAAGGCACAUACUGACCUUCUUAAAUCAUGUUCAAAAAAAUAUGAACACAAUAAUGAAGUAUCAAGCGAAGGACAAUGCACACAAUUUGGAACACCAAAGUGAAGAAGCGGAAAGCGGAGAAGGUAGGGAUAACUGCAAAGAUGAAACCCUCAAUAAUGGCAACCCAUAUAAAUCUACCAACGCACUGCUGCAAAGGAUUGAAAGCGUCUUCACGGGGAAUACCCAUUUUUACAAUCGCGAAAGUGGCACAAUGGAUGCGGGAAAAACAGUUUUGGAGUUACUCUACCAUUUGAUUUACAACAAUUAUGACUACAGGCGUGUGCAGCAUGCUAUCGAAAUGGUUAUCAGGCAUAAUACGUUUUACACAAAAUUUUACAUAUAUCUCACGGCUUAUGUGCAGUUUAUUUUUAGAAGCAAUUUUCCAUACCUCUUUGUAGACAGGUGCAAAAGGGCAGUAGCGGUAAUGUCAACGCAGAAGCAUGUUAACCAUAUCCAGCUAAACAUGAAUGAAAAAAUUUUUGGAAGGAAAUUUUACUCAUAUGAUGAUGUUCACAAUUUUAUAGCAUUCUUUAAACAAAAAAAAGCACAAUAUACCAACUUAAAGGUCAUGUUAAAAAACAUGUGGUUUUACGUACAAAUUAGUGGGUACUUAUUAUAUCUCAAAGAUAUGCAACUUUUAAAACUGGACAAUUUGAAAUUUUACCACUGUGUGCAUAAUUUAGGGGAGUACCAAGUGAAGAGGAUGGAUGUCUUUUUCGAUGUGAUGAAAAAAAAAGAAACAACAUAUGUGCUAAUAUUUUUUCUCCUUAGCAAUGGUAUAUACAAUUUACUGGACAGAUUUCUCUACAUCUUUUAUUUUGACAAACCCAUAGUUUGUUUCUGUAAUUUUGUGCGAUGUGUUCGAGAGUGUCACUUUGAUCGGGCGCUGUAUUAUCUGAAGAAGCAUUACAACAAGUACGUUAGGAGGAGGUACACAAAUGGAAACAAUUUAUAUUACUUUUUUUUUAAGCACCUUGUAAAUUAUGUCUUGAUGGAGCGACCCAAUACGAGACAUAUCAUUUUGGAAAUGCUUGUACGAACAAGGCAAGACUGCAAAUACGAUUUUGCCUUUUAUGCGAAUAACGCUCUGGUAAACGUAGACCUAAGGAAGGAUGUCCUCUUGAUCAUUUUCGAUGCAUGCGAAGAGUUAGCAGAUAGAAACAAAUUUGAGAGGGCCCAAAAAAUGCUUUCUGAUAUUUAUGCGUCUAUAGAAAAGACCUCCUUGAAAUAUGCUUUUCCGUACAACAAGGAGCACAUCACAUUGAGAAGAUUUGUGCUGACCCAUUACAUGUGUUUUAAAAACUUUUUAUUUAUCAUAAGGGAGAAACAUUACGUGGACGACUACCUAAUUGCACUGUAUAAUGUGUCCCUCUCCUGGGGAUACUCAAAGGUAAUCUUCCUCAUCUUUCUUUUGAACUACUCAUACACUUUUCAGUCCAAGCUAAGUGUCUAUGAUCAGACUACCAUUUUGCUACUCUGUAUAUUUCUCGCAAAUAUGUUGAGAGGACAAUCCAACCAGGUGUGCAAAAAGGUUAACAGGAAAAAAAAAAACAUAUUCCUGUACGUGGAGGAAAAGAUACUGUCAACUAAAAAGCUGUUUAGUAGGAACUCUAAAGGAAGAAGCAGGAAGGAGAAGGAAAAGAAGAAAUGCCCCGGGCUGUCCAUCCUGAACUUCCUCCCGCUGAACAAUGAAGAAUGCGAAAAUUUGUUUCUUUUUAAAGACUACAAUGAGAAUAGAAUAAAAUAUAUAAAAUAUCAUGAGGACACCUUUCCCAACUUUGAAGCAGACAAUGAGCAUGUGCAGUUUCGCGAUCAGCUUUACGACUACGAGAGGAAGUUCUUCUACAAUUUUGAAAGAAACGUUCAAAUUGUUAAGCACCUGUGUUUGAGUAAAAAGACAAGAAACGACCUGAAAUUGAAAGUAUUGUAUUUACUGAACUUAUCAACAAGGGAUAAAAUUCCUAUACAGUUUAACCAACUCAGUAUACCCCAGAUAAAAUACAUUUUAAAAAAAAUCCGGACGCACAGAAAUAAAAAUACAGUGAUGCAUGUGCACAACGUCACUAACAUGGGAAUUCCCCCAUGUGGAAUUACAACAGAACGACAGUUAAAACGGAUAAGUCAAUUAUACAGAAAGGGGGAAGCACCAAUUGGUGAAAAUGGGACAAAUGUGAAUUACGUGGGGAGUACACAAAGGGACGUUCUACCACAGUCCACUCAGGGAAGAAACUCAUAUGGGAACAGCACCGUGCUGAGGGGGAUGCCUAUUGGACAACUCGCUAACCGUCAUGAUCGUUCCACGUAUGGCAAAAGAAAAAAGGAAGCCAUAUACUCAGAUAGUGGUGAUAUAGUCCCUAAUCAAUUAAAGGACAUCGGGAAGGAGAAACAAAAGGAAAAUAAUUUACAUGAUGAAAAUUUUAUUUUCAGGGAAAAGAAUCAUAAAAGUUUUGCAAACCAUGAGGAUAAUAUAACAAAUUUUGUGAGCAUUUUUAUAUGUAUAAAUAAUUUAAUUAACAAUUUUGAUGUUAUCACUGCGCAGAGGAUAAUAGACAAGUUUUCAAUUUUGAAAAUAUACAAGGAAAUAACAAUUGGUGAAAGGAUGAUGCUAAAAAAAGACGAACCCUGGAAAGAGUCAUUUCGACAUAACACAAAAAAUGGUAGCAACGCGCGUAGAAGUGACCUAAAUGGCGAUGCCAAACGAGAGAAGGGAAGCACAAAUAUACACAGGAGAGACAUAUCAACGCGGAUAGAACCGCCAUCCAUUUUUGAAAAAUGUCUAAGUGAUCGAAACGAUGAGAAGUGGCCUUCCCCUUAUGAUCCUUUUAGAAAAAUAAGAAAAUAUUCCCUCUUUCAUAAAAACGAUAUUGAUGCAAAAAAAAAUCUGGAAACAAAAUUAAGCAUGAAAAGUAACAAGUCUCAUCUGCACAUUGACGAUAUAUAUAAGUUCAUUUACUACAAUUCGGCUUAUGCCCUCGUUAUAUAUUACUGUUUGUGUAAUGGCCUCCAAUCGGGAGAAAAUCUCACGAAAUUAUUAUCCCCCAAGAGGGGAAAAAGAACUUCCAACUGGUUGGAACACCUAUUUGAGACAACCAAAAAAAAAUGCAGUUGUGAUAUCUAUGCAUUUAUUCUGAGGGCGGAAUUAUUACUUACCAUUAAAAGCCGAAUAUGUGGAAUUAAUGGUCUUAUAGCAAGACCCAUGUUGCAUCAACCAAAUGUAGACCCUUCCCUGUUAACAUUAUACUUUUACCUUCUAAAGAAUUCAGUUAGCCUAAAUGGAACCAAGGCGUUCGAUACGUCCUUCGUAUUGAAAUUCACGUACCUGUUUAAAAGCAAAAUGAAUACCCUUGCUACAAAUUUACUGAUUUAUCAUAACUUUAUUUUAUUCCUUUUAAGUAGCUUGCAAAAGUACAGUUUGCGCGAACGUCUUGAUAACAGACACGUCACUGAGAGUGCUAAUAUGGCUAUAUCUCUGCAGAAGUGCACCCGGGAGAGGAAAAAGGAACAGAGGGGGCACUCAUAUUCGCAGAAUGGGGUGGCACAGAAUGAUACUUCCAAGAAAGACACCGCGAAGACACAAUGGGCGGAUAGAAUUUUCCUUUACCACGAAUGCUCCCACGACUUCUUGAGUGAGUACACAAAUUUGAUAUUGACCGAUUCUUGCAACUGGUUAUGUGGGAGGUACUACUUUAGGAGCCUGUUGGAUGUCUACUUCUGCCUGUUGCGCGUGAUGAUAAGGAAUGGGUGCAAGGGAAAAGGGUCACGGGGUAGGAGGAAACGAGGAUUCUACUACCGCCAGGGAGAUAUUCUCAAGCUCAUGGAGGGUAUCAAAAAAGGAGAGCCCAAUUUUGCAAACAUGUUAUGUUCCAAGCUGAUUAGCUUCUAUCGAAAGAAUUGUAUAGUCUUACCCGCAGAAGUAGAAGUAGAGGUGGUUAUCUUUUUAUACAAACUAGCAUGCAAAUUCACGUCCGAUGUACACAUCACAUACAUUAUAAAUUUGAUCAAAAUGAGAAGGCACAGUUAUGUAAGAAGAAAAAAAUGGCACCUCAUUUUUCGACUUUUGGUAAACAUAAACGAGUAUGACAAAUUAGACUUCCUUUUUAAACUAAUCUUUGAACAUAUGUCCAUUUUUGAUUUUUUAAAAUAUAACAGAAACAUGUUUUUGUCGCUGAAUGUUUACAAUUUCAAUUGCGACCUUAGUGUUUCCCUCAAUAGCAGCUGUUUAUUGUACAACCAAACAUUGUGCAAAUUAGGUCCCAUGCGUGGAGGGGUAAAUGAUUAUUACCGUGCAGAGCGGAAAUCUGGGGUAAGUGCAUCAGGGAUUACCACCCAAAGGGUACAUAACCACUCGGGAGAUGACGAUGCUCCAAAUAGAGGCAUCAUUAGGAGAAGAAAAAAUGCUCAGGUGAAUGUUAGAAGCGGCGGUAUCAGCGCCAAUAAUCGCCCCAGUAAUCGCGCUCUGCAACGCAGCGUAAAAAUUAAAAGUGAAAAAGUUAUGCACUUAGUGGAUGCUGUGCACAAUUUGUACAGAAAAGAAAAACAGGAGAAAAGGAGGGCAGAGCAAAACCAAGUAAACAUUUCGUACAACUUUAAAGGAUUAAAAUUUUCAGAUUUGAUCAAUUUUUACGAAGAGAAUUAUGUGAAAACAUUUGAACAGAGCAAGAUGAUCCCUUCCGCUACUCCUUUUAUAUUUUAUGAUGACCAUUUGUUUGUCUACAUAUUGUCCUUGUACGUGGUGCACUACUGCAAGUUUUCUAAAUGCGACAUGGAAAUAUUAGCACGGGUUUAUAAACAAGUGGGACUGAAGCAUGAGUUGUACGAACUGCUAAGUCGGGAAGCGAAUAGCUGUGUGCAAAGUUUAAAGGGAGAUAAAGAUGUUUUUGACCUAUUGCACGUUCGUACAAUAAUCGUUUGCAUAAACCUGCUACACCAUUGCGCUCUCAUAUCACUAGAAAUGACCAAUUUAUAUGAGUACCAGACAACCUUGAACGAUAUUUAUCUCCUAAUUUUGCAGCUCAAAUAUGUAUAUUUACACAAUAAGCUACAUUUACAACAAAGGAAAAGCAGCAAUUUUUUAGCUUAUUUCGACAAAUGCAUUGUUUUCAACAAUUUGGGACGUAAACAAUUGUACGAAAAGAGCUUUGAACAAAUGUUUGAUCACGUCGUGCAGGAGAACAUUCCGAUUGGCAACUACAAAAUAAACUUCCUCAAUUUAGGUCUUGAGGAUUUUAUUUCUUUGGUGGAGCAACACCCCGUGUUUUACGAGACGCUGAUUUUGUUGAAGGCGUAUGAAAAAAAUUACGACGACCUGGUGUACGCGUUUAUACCCAAAAUGUUAUACAUUCAGGUUAUCCUUUACGGCAAUAAAAAAUAUUUAACGGACUACUGUUCCUACAGUUGCGUCGACAACAACACCAUAAAAUACGUGGCUAAGUUAUUUCAAAUUAACAGCAUUCACUUAAAAUUUCAUAAAAAUUUCCCAACCGAAAAGUAUAAGUAUUUGAGUGCCAAGAACGACGUGUUGACGUUUGAUUUUUCGCGUUACAUUUUAUCCGCAAUAAAUAUACAACCAACUCGAGAGGAGGGAAAAGGAACAGUCUGGGACUACGUCCAUCAUGUGCGUUCGCUGAAGCACUUGCUGGGCCAAACAAGCAAUAUCGAUUUGAAAAUGAAGGUGAGACAGGAGUUGCCCCUGCACGUGAAUGCAAGCGCGUAG
This is a messenger RNA of Plasmodium fragile, 17067 nucleotides long. RefSeq lists its product as uncharacterized. NCBI's taxonomy places the organism in Eukaryota, Apicomplexa, Aconoidasida, Haemosporida, Plasmodiidae. The coding region runs from base 1 to 17067 and encodes 5688 amino acids. The transcript is spliced from 11 exons. The record is from RefSeq and is a predicted model, not a curated record.